Molecule: messenger RNA, 1341 nt
Organism: Ostrea edulis (European flat oyster)
Lineage: Eukaryota; Metazoa; Mollusca; Bivalvia; Ostreida; Ostreidae
Exons: 2
Coding region: 248-1153 (301 amino acids)
Molecular function (GO): protein binding
Source: RefSeq, a predicted model, not a curated record
GCGCGGGAUUCAAGUCUGUACAGCGUAUAGGCCAUUUAAAUGCAUUGUCAAUAUAAAUACUCACUUUAUCUCUUAUCUGUACGUCUUUCCAUUUGACUGUAACUGCUAAGCUGGAUUUAGAAAUACACCUAGUCGACAAACGAUUACUAACUUAUCAAUCAAUGAUCCAAACCAAAAGUAGGUAGAUUGACACCCGGAAGAAAUAUAGCGAGAUGGAUUGUAAAUAAUCCAGGUGAUACCGAUUACCAUGGACACUGGUUCAGACUUUCUGGGUACAGUCAACACUUCUGUGAGUGAUGGUUCAGACUUUCUGGAAUAUCUACCCGCCAAUGACAUCACACAUCUCUCAGUCGUUAACGAUGAUUACAACAGAUUCAUAGAUGACUCCAAUAUAGAAGCAAGUGCCAUUGUGUGCAUUGAAGAUGAUAGAUUGGUAUGCUAUGACCGAGGCUCAGAAAGCCUAAGGCUACUGAGUGCGGAUCUCUCAGUCCAGAGCCGUAUUAACGUUGGUGUUCGUUGCACUGCUAUGGCGUAUAUGAAGGACAAUGAGGUUGCACUUUCGUCAAAGGGGAGAAUCAUGACUUAUAAAAUUGCAGGCACUGAAUUCAUUAAACAGGAGCGGGAGUGGAACAUCGACGGCUUCAUUACCGCCAUGUCGUUCUCUUCCCACAAAUUAGCCAUUUUCUUCACUACGAGAAACCCAGCAGGACAACUCCGUAUAAAACUAAUAGACACGGAGCACCAUACGUCAGAAGUACUCAAUCAAACCUUCCACGAUAUAGAGGACUACCACUUCAACUCAUUCCGCCUUCUCUUAACUAACGUAGGCGUGGUACUAUGUGAUCUAAAUGAUCACGUGGUGUGUAUCAACCAAUCUGACGGCUCCAUUAUUUGGAAUCAACCAGUAGAAAAGCCUAGUAGCGUUCUCCUAAUUUCGCAUCCAUCGGAAUGCUUGUUGGUGAUUGGUCCUCACCAUGGUAACAUUACCGUACUUAAUGCAAGGACGGGAAAGCGUUUAACUUCGGUAACGGGAGAGAUGAGUAUCAAAGGGCGAAAUGUUGUGGCUGUCCAAACCACGAUGAACAGUAUGGUCACAGUGGAGAAUAAAAACAGUGUUUGUCUACUCAGGAAAGUUAGUCUCCAACUAACUUAGCUACUCUGUGUUUUACAUGUACUUUUUACACAAUGUAUACUGUUAUUAUGAAAGUUGUACAAUUUUUGUGGCUUUAAGAACUGAAAAUGUCAUCUAUACCUUCAAUUAAAGAUUGUCUCUAUUACUUUGAAAAUGAAAAUUUCAUGAUAUUAAAAUCGCCAAUAAUUAAAAAUAUGCUAUGAUAUUCA